Messenger RNA from Protobothrops mucrosquamatus (brown spotted pit viper), 1384 nucleotides. RefSeq names its product mitochondrial inner membrane protein OXA1L-like. NCBI's taxonomy places the organism in Eukaryota, Metazoa, Chordata, Lepidosauria, Squamata, Viperidae. The transcript has 10 exons. The record is from RefSeq and is a predicted model, not a curated record. Bases 11 to 1228 code for a protein of 405 amino acids. Gene Ontology annotation, cellular component: mitochondrial inner membrane. Gene Ontology annotation, molecular function: membrane insertase activity. Gene Ontology annotation, biological process: mitochondrial respiratory chain complex IV assembly; protein insertion into mitochondrial inner membrane from matrix.
GCCGGAGACCAUGGCGGCUUUCGCGGCGCUGCGGCGAGCGUGGAUCGCGGCGGGGGCGCUUCACCCUCAGGUUCACAGGACCUCUGUGCCCCUGAGGUGGUCCCAGGCCAGAACCUCUUUUGUUCCUCGGUUGAAGAGUUUUCCUGUCGCGCCUUGGAGACUCACAAUCCGGAGUCAGAGCACCGCAGCCGUGGCAGGCAUCCAGGUUGCGCAAGGUGUGUCCACCCCACCUCUGGAGGAAAUCCUCCCUCUGGAGGAACUUGGUCAAGUAGUUUUGCAAGAACCGACAUUCGCCGAACUGGGCCUGGAAAGCUACACCCCGGUGGGCUUUAUCCUGAAGCUUUUGGAAUCGUUCCACCUGGACCUGGGGCUGCCUUGGUGGGGAGCCAUUGUGGCAGGCACGGUAUGUAUACGCUGCCUGGUGUUCCCACUCAUUGUAAAGAGCCAGCGAGACGCAAUCGAAUUAAACAACCACGUACCCCAAAUGACUGCAUUAACUGCCAGAAUCAGCGAAGCCAAGAAGACUGGCAACAGACAACAGUUUUCGCAGGCCGUCAUGGAUCUGGAACACUACCAGAAGACCCAUAAUAUUAACCCCCUGCGAGGAUUAAUCACGCCUCUUGUCCAGGCACCCAUUUUCAUCUCGUUCUUCUUUGCCCUGCGCAAAAUGGCGGAGUGUCCUGUGCCCGGCAUGCAGACGGGGGGACUCUGGUGGUUCACGGACCUCGCAGCCCCGGAUCCUUACUACAUACUUCCGGUGAUGGUAUCUGUCACCAUGUGGAUUGUUACGGAGACUGGGAUGCAAUCAGGACCUCCACACCCAAACCUGGAGCUAAUGAAAAAGGUUUUCCGAGUGAUGCCCGUGGUCUUCCUUCCGUUCAUAAUUUCCUUUCCAACGGCCAUCUUUACCUACUGGCUGACAUCCAACUUUUUCUCUAUUAUGCAAAUAUUACUCUUCCGUUUACCUGCCGCUCGUACUUUUUUUCACAUUCCUGAGAGGGUGACACACAAUCACAAUCCUACGAGCGUACCUCCCCAGGAAGAUUUUCUGAAGAGCAUCAAGGAAGGAUGGCAGAAUAUCCAGAUGGCUCAUCAGCUAGACGAAAGACAGAAGUAUCUCAAAAAACAACUGGAUUCAACACAUAAAGGGUCACUCCACCAAACUUUUCCCCAUAGAACCUCACAGCAUCCGAGCAAACCACCGCCACAAAAGAGAGACUUGGGAUGAAGGCUACCCAAGCUGUAUUCAAGGCAAAAACGUUUUCCCACCUCCCUUAUCCUUUUGCCCUAGUUUAAAUUUAUUAAUUUUGUUUUCCAUUUGCUCUGAGAGCAUAUGUGUAAAUGUGUCUAUAAAUUUAUUACAUAAAAUUAUGCUUUGAAUUAA